AUGGCGAAAGACGACACUCGGAAAGUAGGAGAGAUAGACGGUGUGCCCGCAGAAAGAAAAGGCGUAAGGCCCGAUUUCUCGACACCGCCGCCGCGAAAAGCAUUGCCCAAGGAAAUCCAAGAUACCCUCAACGACGACGAGAAGAUGUGGGAAAUCGUCUACGACGGCGAAGGUGAAGAUACCACAGAAACCAACCUCCGCUAUGCCGCCUACGCCUCCCGCAUCCGCACCAUCAUGCUCUCCGCCCACCGCUACGUAGCCUACACCUCCGACAUAGGCGAAUCCUUCCGUCCCAUUGCACAUCCGUACCUUGUAAAAGGUGCCUACGGUAUCUCAUGGCUCUACCUCAUGGGCGACGUCUCGCACGAAGGCUACAAAGCAUACGUCCGAAAUCAGCGUAUCUUGCACCCGGAAAACUAUAUGGACGAAACUGCAGACAAGAUGCUUGCGCCUAGCCAAAACCAGGAUCUGGCAGCUACAGGCAAAGGCUCGGGGAUAUUCGAUAAGGUGCAGGAGCUUGCGCGCAAUGCGAAGAGUACAGAGGGUGUCAAGUAUGGAGAUGCGGGUACGGCGUUGACGGGGGGCAAGGUGGUGGCGGGCAAGAUACCGGUGAUUGAGGAUUACAGGGCUGUUAUGGCGCAGAGAGCUGUGUUUCAGGCUGUGGCUAGUAUGGGGUUGCCGGCGUUUACUAUUCACAGUAUUGUGAGGUAUUCGGGACGGGCGCUCAAGGAUGCUAAGAAUAAGACGUUGAGGACGUGGGGGCCGAUUGGACUUGGUCUUGCCGCUGUGCCUUUCCUACCAUACAUGUUCGAUGAACCGGUUGAACAUGCGACGGAAUGGAUAUUCUAUAACGCUUUCAAGGCGAUUGGUGGUGAGAAGGCGGUUGAGGGAAGGCCGGUGACGGGCGCGAAGGAGUUGAGGAAAGAGGAGACGGAGUCCAACAAGCUGAAGAAGGAGUUGUAA
Pyrenophora tritici-repentis Pt-1C-BFP is the source of this 963-nucleotide messenger RNA. RefSeq names its product MTP18 multi-domain protein. NCBI's taxonomy places the organism in Eukaryota, Fungi, Ascomycota, Dothideomycetes, Pleosporales, Pleosporaceae. Gene Ontology annotation, biological process: mitochondrial fission. Gene Ontology annotation, cellular component: mitochondrion. The record is from RefSeq and is a predicted model, not a curated record.